This is a messenger RNA of Gymnodraco acuticeps, 1446 nucleotides long. Its product is annotated as cAMP-specific 3',5'-cyclic phosphodiesterase 4B-like. The record is from RefSeq and is a predicted model, not a curated record. Gene Ontology annotation, molecular function: 3',5'-cyclic-AMP phosphodiesterase activity. The annotation marks the transcript as partial. NCBI's taxonomy places the organism in Eukaryota, Metazoa, Chordata, Actinopteri, Perciformes, Bathydraconidae. Gene Ontology annotation, biological process: signal transduction. The transcript is spliced from 11 exons. Gene Ontology annotation, cellular component: cytosol; perinuclear region of cytoplasm; nucleus.
GCCAGUCUGCGAUCAGUACGGAGCAACUUCACCAUUCUUGCCAACGUCUCACCAGUCAAGCGGUCUCCGGUGGGGGGGCCGUGUCUCAGCCCCCGCGAGGCGCUCUCGGAGCAGCAGUACCAGCAGCUGGCUCUGGACACUCUGGAGGAGCUGGACUGGUGUCUGGACCAGCUGGAGACCAUCCAGACGCACCGCUCCGUCAGCGAGAUGGCCUCCAACAAGUUUAAGAGGAUGCUGAACAGAGAGCUGUCCCACCUGUCAGAGAUGAGUCGCUCCGGCAACCAGGUGUCAGAAUACAUCUCCAGCACCUUCAUGGACAAGCAGAACGAGGUGGAGAUCCCGUCUCCCACCCUGAAAGAUAAAUCCAUGAGUCACAUCACCGGUGUGAGGAAACUCUGCCAUAGCUCCAGCCUCUCCAGCUCCUCCAUGCCUCGCUUCGGCGUCAACACAGACCAUGAGGACGAGCUCGCCAAGGAGUUGGAGGAUCUGGAUAAGUGGAGUUUUAACAUCUUCAGUUUAGCAGAGUUCUCCAACAACAGACCCCUCAGCUGCAUCAUGUACACCAUCUUCCAGGAGCGAGAGCUGUUGAAGACGUUUCGUAUCCCCGUCGACACGUUUGUCACUUAUGUGAUGACCCUGGAGGACCAUUACCAUGGAAACAUACCGUACCACAACAGCCUCCACGCUGCAGAUGUCACUCAGUCCACACACGUCCUCCUGUCCACACCUGCUCUAGAUGCCGUCUUCACUGAUCUGGAGAUCCUGGCCGCUCUGUUCGCUGCAGCGAUCCACGACGUCGACCAUCCCGGAGUCUCCAAUCAGUUCCUCAUCAACACCAACUCGGAGCUGGCCCUCAUGUAUAACGACGAGUCGGUCCUGGAGAACCACCACCUGGCCGUGGGCUUCAAGCUGCUGCACCAGGAGCACUGCGACAUCUUCCAGAACCUGAACAAGAGGCAGCGGCAGAGCCUCCGCAAGCUCGUCAUCGACCUGGUGUUGGCCACAGAUAUGUCCAAACACAUGACGCUGCUGGCUGACCUGAAGACGAUGGUGGAGACGAAGAAGGUGACGAGCUCCGGUGUGCUGCUGCUGGAUCAUUACAACGAGCGUAUACAGGUGCUGAGGAACAUGGUGCACUGUGCAGACCUGAGCAACCCCACCAAGGCGCUGCCGCUCUACAGGCAGUGGACCGAGAGGAUCAUGGAGGAGUUCUUCAGACAGGGAGACAAGGAGAGGGAGAGAGGCAUGGAGAUCAGCGCCAUGUGUGACAAACACACCGCCUCCGUGGAGAAGAGCCAGGUGGGUUUCAUCGACUACAUCGUGCACCCGCUGUGGGAGACGUGGGCGGACCUGGUGCACCCGGACGCUCAGGAGCUGCUGGACACUCUGGAGGAGAACAGGGAGUGGUACCUGAGCACCAUGCCCCAGUCCCCCUCUCCCCCCCCG